Ceutorhynchus assimilis (cabbage seed weevil) is the source of this 3366-nucleotide messenger RNA. NCBI's taxonomy places the organism in Eukaryota, Metazoa, Arthropoda, Insecta, Coleoptera, Curculionidae. The record is from the annotation of a GenBank genome assembly.
CCACACGUGGGGCGCAAGGCGGUCCCCGUAAGGCACCGCCGCGUGGGCAGGACCGUGCCCGCCCAACCUGAGGGCUCCGCUAAACGGAGGGCCCGCCAGUCUCGUUCGGACCGCGACGCAGUCUACUUUUGUGCGUCGGUUUCAAUUCAAAGGCGACGCGGUGCGUUUAUCGGUUCAGAGUGAAUUCAAAUUUAAAAGUGAACGAGUUCAGAGUUUCUGAGCAGUGUGGUUGGGUGCUUCGAAGCAAAAUGAGACGCCACAACGUGGGGGUCACUGCCUUGGCCGCCACUAUUGUGUGGAUGACGAUGUGGCAAAUUACUGUAGCUGAUUGGUGGCAGUUAGGAUUUCCGACAACGAUGCCAACCACUUUGAACUUGACCCCCACAGCGCACAAAGAGCAGUGUAUGAAGAUGGAGUUUUUCGUGGACAAGCAGAAGGAACUUUGUGCUAAAUAUGAUAGAAUUUUACCUAUAAUAGCGAACGGGGCCAAGUUAGCGAUAGAAGAGUGUCAGAAUCAGUUUUCGUAUAGCCGAUGGAACUGUACGACUUUUCCUGAGAAGAAUAAUACAUUUGGGAAUGUAGCUACGAUAAAAAGUCGUGAAGCAGCUUACUUGAACGCAAUUUCAGCUGCCUCAGUAGCCUACUCAGUGGCCAGAGCCUGUACGAAAGGAGAAUUAUCAGAAUGGUGCUCGUGCGACAACAAAAUAAGACAAAGAAAAACGACAAAAUGGAAAUGGGGCGGUUGUUCGGACGAUAUCAGAUACGGUGAAAAAUUUUCCAGGGAAUUUCUGGACGUGCGAGAAGAUCAGAAUACUGCUUUGGGAUUGAUGAAUUUGCAUAAUAAUGAGGCUGGUAGGAGGGCGGUAAGAUCAAGAAUGCAAAGAACUUGUAAAUGUCACGGCGUCUCGGGAUCUUGCAGCACGCAAAUCUGUUGGAGACGCUUACCAACACUUCGGAAAGUGUCCGAAGGACUACAUAAAAGAUACGAAGGAGCAUCGCAUGUAAAAUACGUAGAAAGAAGACGAAAGAAAUUAAAAGUCAUUAGCCCUGACUUUAAAAAACCGAAUCGAACCGACCUAGUUUACUUGGAGGAUUCUCCUGAUUAUUGUGAAAAGAAUGACACGCUCAAUAUUUUGGGUACGAGAGGUCGUCUCUGUAACGUUACAAGUCAAGGAAUCGACGGCUGUCCUCUUCUCUGUUGUGGAAGAGGCUAUCAGACUCGAGUGAAAGAUGUUGAAGAAAAGUGCAACUGUCAUUUUGUGUGGUGUUGUAAUGUCGUGUGUAAUACGUGUCGGUCGAGAAGGGAAGAACACGUGUGUAAUUGAGUAGUAAUUUGUUGUCUUUUGUGAGAUAAUUGAGUAUCAUGAAACGGAUGAAUGUGAUCUGAUCAUGUGCCAAAAGGAAUAGACAUGUUAAUUUGUUAAUUUAUGAUAUUCAGCUGCAAAAGAGGCAUUCAGAUAUUUAUUUGUGUGUAAGACCGAUGUCGAAUAAACUUAAAUGAAGAGAUAGAUCGAUCUAAUAACUAACUACCUACAUUAUGAUAUCUACAAACACAUGUUAAGUAGGUAGAUUCCUAUCUACAAAAUUGGAAAGAAUAUUAAUGGCCGUCCAUAGUCCAAAAACUGCAUUUUCACUGAUGUUGAUCAAUAAAUAAUGGAUUGGUCAAAGUUCGUACCGAUUUAUGUGAUAGUAAAACUUUGAUAGAGAAUUGAAUUCAAACAAUCAUAAGCAACGAAUAUUCGUUAUAGUUUUUAUGAUUGUUGAAAAAUAGUUCACAAAAGUUGAAAUUCUUUUGAAACCCUCGAAUAGGUACUUUUAUACUUAUUUAUACCAACAUAGUUAUACAGUACUUAUCUAUCAACUGAUAAUAAAUUCUAGUAUAUUUGAGACAAUGUGGAACUUGUGGAAGUUUCCUUUGUUGAAUGCCGAUUAGUUUGGGUAAGUUAAAGAAUGUUAUUUUGAGAGAUUUUUCUACUUAGAUGUUUAUGUUAUAUUUGUACUUGCUGUUCCUGUUCUAUCAACUCUUGUAGAUGCAACACAAGCAUAACAUAUCUACAAAUUUCUUAAAAUUCUCCAGAGCCAAUAGCAUCCCAACUGAUAAUCAAAUAAUAAGCACCUAAUAAAAUUUUUCUGCUAUGACUAUGUUCAAAACAAAAAUAGAGCAAAAUAUCCCUUCAUUAUUUGUUAACAUUGUAGAAUUUCAUCGUAAAGGGAAUCAGAUCAUGUUCAUCCUUCCUGAUAAGAUUUAAAAAUAAGUUUUUCAAUUCAUUAUUUGCUUGAGCGAAAACUUCAAAGUUUUAAAUCUUCUCAGACGAAACCAGAAUAGUCUUGAAUCCGAAGCUUUAUUUAUUUUUUAUUAAUGAUAGCCUAUACAUAUCUUUCUACCUAAAAUAAUUAUUCUUGCAUUUAGAUUUUUCACAUUCGCUUUUUGUACUAUUUAUAUACCUACUUAACAAUCUAGAUACAAUUUUUAUAUGUUUUGAACUUGUUAAAUCACAAUAAAAAUUAUCUAUUGAAAGAUCUGAUAUUUUCUAACCUUUUCAAAUGUACUUAAAAUUCGUAUGUAUGUACUUAUUUAAAAUUAUUUAAGUAACUUUAAACGUAGACUCUUUGUAUAUAGUAUUGUAACGACUCUCCAUUUUGUUUUUCUAUUGAACAAUUCGUACAGGCCCUUUCUUAUAUAUUAUUAUCCCCAUUCAGCUACAAUGCAUAACAAUAUUUUCCAAAAAAGUCAAGCCUGAGAGUCGCAAAACACACAACUUAGAAUUAAAAAAACCCAUUUUGUAUUUUACGAAUUUAUAUAGAGCUCUGUAAAUAGAAUUUUUAAUAUAUUUGAUAUAGUCUGUAAGUCCUUUUUUUAGUAGCUAGUGAUUUAUAGAUAUUGUAAAUAGUUUCUGUUUUUAGUGUAUAAUGUAAUAGGCGCUUUUGAUCACAUCAUCUGAAACAGUACAGAUUUUUAAAUGGUGCCAUAAAACUGAACAAUUUUGACAUCAAAUUUAAGCAUUCUUAACACAGAUAACUAUUAAAAGGCCAUUAUGUCUAAGAUUUAUUUGAUUACAGAUCAUGAGCCAUUGAUUAGUUGACUUGACAAUCAAUGUGGUGAAACCUAAUUUAUCUCGAGCAAGCCGAAAAUGAUGUUUCUCUGUUUGAUAAAUGUAAAUAUCUUGCCAACGAAUCUGCAAAUAACCCAUUACAGUUUCCUGAUGAACGUUAAAAAAAAUAUCCCUUGUGUAGACUUUCAAAAUGUAACCCGAUGAUAUUAUUAUAAAAGUACCUCUUAGAAAAUUGACUUUGUACUAUUGUAUUUAUUAAUUUAAAUGUUGAUUGUAUGAAUAUAUGCAGUAUUAUUAAAAUCUUUGUGUAGAA